AUAAAAGAAUAGGUCUGGAUCUUUGGAAGAGGAAACGACCCGGAAAUUCGGCUGAGUCUUGGGUGCUUCGGUUCGUGACUGAUGUCAUCUCUCGUCUCCAUUCAUUUUUCUUGCCCUUUCUUCACUUCGAAGGAGAGUUUUCAAACCCUGGUUCCUUCAGCCUCUUCAUCAACUCCCUUUCAUCCUCGAUCUAGCUACUAGAUAGCUGAGAAGCAAGACAAGACAAGCGUACACAGCAAAACAAAAUUCCACCAUGGGAAAGCAACGUCGCAAGAAGCGGCAGUCCAACAACAAUAACAACAAGAAAAAGAACGACCAGAACAAGUCCUCACCAAACAAAUCCAACAACGAACCAUCUUCGACACUCUUGCAACGGAUUCGUCACUCGGAUCCACGCACUCGUCAUGCCGCAUUGGCGGCUGUUGCCAAUACCAUGUUGGAUCCUUCCAGCAAUACUCGACUUCCAAAGUCUGUGACAUCGCCACUGUUACAAGCCAUUCGAGAACGAGUCCUCGAUUCCGAUUUGGAUGUUUGUCAAGUGGCAGCGGGAUGUUUGGCCAAUUGCGUCCAAAUUGUGGCGGCUUCUUCGGAUGACAACACUACUACGAGUCAAAAUCAGGCAGCCACGCCCACCCUGACGGCCGGAUGGACAUUGGUCUUGAUGGGUCGAUUGAAACAGUGUCAUGAUCAUGUUGUGGUUGCGACCACCACCACACCACCUGCCAAGAACAACAACAACAACAACAAUAAUCAACAAAAAAAGGUCCAAAAGCAGUGGUUGGCACUGGCGGUACAGUGCUGGAAGACGUUGUGUGUCCUCACCGAAACCAAUCCCGAAGCGGUGGGACGAUUGACAUCGCAGUUGGAUGCCACUCCACGACGCGAGUUUCAUCAAGUUCUGCUCGAAUGGAUGCAGCACUGUUGUGGGCAAUCUACAACAUCUGAUGAUACGGCACAGUAUUACGAACAAAUCAUGACCUUGUCGGCUCGAACGCUGCAUUCGGCAUGGGAUGACAAUGCCGAUCUACUAUUGCCGUGGAAGGAAGAGUGUCCCGAUGCCUUUCGUCAUGCCCUCGAAUUAUUGACCAAAAUUGUUACAGUGUCCCCGGCGGCAGCUGCAUCCACUGGCUUUGUCGUUCCCGUCGUGGCACAACUUCAUUGUGCCGGAGCCAUCUUGGCGGCUCGUCCCUUGAUGACCACACAACAAGCCGUCCAAGUGACACAAGAAACCGUAUUGCCACAUUUGUUACACAAUAGUACGUUUUCCUGGGACACGGCGCAAUCCAUCUUGCAAGCCUAUCAGCAAGCCCAUCAAGCGUGGGAACAAGAACAAGCCGAUGAUGCCUUGGAACGAGACGUCAUUCGAAAGGUGGAGGAUCGAAAAGAACCCGCACGGUUGAUUGCCCGACGACAAAAGGAAAAAAAGAAAGCCGACAAGGCCAUGGAGGAAGAAUCAGAAGAUAAAAAGGACGAAGAUAAAAAGGAAGAUGCCAACAAGGACUCAACGAUGGAAGAAGGAAAAGAAGAAGAGGAAAAGGCGCAACAACAAACCAUGGAAACACGAGAGGCACUGGAAGAAGCCAGGGAUGCCUGGAAUCAAUUCUUGUUGCCGUUGCAGCUGUCGCUCGAGUUGGUGGCCAACUUGACUGGAAGGAAUAGUUUGGAAGAGGACGAUGAUAACGACAAUGACAUGAUGGAAGAGGAGGACUGGGGUCCGGAUCAAGAGGCCAAAUGGAUGCAGCAAGAACAACAACGACAAAUGCAAACCAGCUUGCCCAACAACAAAGAUGAGGAUGCACUGCAAAAGAUUCUACUGGAAAGUGCCUUGCCAAAGCAGCUUGUACAGCUUUUUCGACAAGUUUAUCAUCAGCAACAAACACAAGGAUCGACGACGUUUCCGGAAACAUCAAAGGAAGAUUUGGAAGACUUGCAAUCCAAAACCAUGGCAUGCUUGGGCAACUGCUGGGACAACAUACCUGCCUGGUCGGUCGAAUUGACUUGGCCAGAACUGCAACAGGCAGCAACUACGGCUACCGGAGCCGGAAAGGCCGGACUCGUCAGCGCCAUGGUGAUUGCCUUGAAGACGUAUCCGUCAUUGCGCAAACAGUGGCAACCCGAGCACGUGACGUUUUGGUUGAACGAACUUGCAAAGAAUGAUGAGGAUGCUGCUGUGCGUCGUGAUAUCAUUAGCAUGUUGGGGAUCUUGUGCAGUCAAGAACCUCAUCCCGCCGAAGUGAACCAAAAGAUUUGUAGCACACUGUUGGGGGCAUUGACCAAGGACACUACUUCUGUGAUGAUUCCCUGUGAAGUCUUGAGUGUGCUGAUGGAUAUGUACGGCAACGACGAAGACGAUGGGUGUUGUCAUGUUUCCGUCUUUGAGUCUCUCCAAGUGUUGGGCCACUUUCAGCGAAACAUUCCAGUGCUCAAGUCCAAGCUGAAGCAACUCGAAAAGAACAAUGUCGGCGAUCUGGACAGGGCCGACCUGGAACUAUGGAAGGAGACCGUUUUGAAUGCUUCUCGCUUUAUACAAUACAAAAAAGGGCAGCUGUAAGGCAGUGUUACAAAGGUCAUGAUAUCAUGGUCGUUUAGAAUUACAUGUAGCGAAAGUUUAGAGGAAGCUAGUCUAGCAA
Seminavis robusta is the source of this 2630-nucleotide messenger RNA. NCBI's taxonomy places the organism in Eukaryota, Bacillariophyta, Bacillariophyceae, Naviculales, Naviculaceae. The record is from the annotation of a GenBank genome assembly.